AAGAAGAAUCCGGAACUGUAGAAGGUGCUGAUCGUUUAAUCGAAAGUAAAAAUGUCCACAGUGGAGUUUCUGAUAAACUUUGUCAACGAGCGGCUGUCUGCCGCCGUGGAUGAAAUUUUCACGGUGUUUGAAAACACGAUCGUCAAAUACGAGCAGGACAUCGAGCGGCAGCGCAGGCUGCUGGAGAGCUUCUGGAAGCCGGAGAUCAAGCUCCACAGGAUCGACCACCCACAGCUCCACGUCACUGCAGCAGAGAAGGUUCUUCCUAACAAGCAUCUCUGUAACCAGGAGAGGAACUGCAGCCUGAACCAGGAGGAACCAGGGCCUCCUCAUGUUAAACAAAAACAUAAGAAACUGUUGUCCAAUCAGGAAGAACCAAAGCGUCCACAGAUCAAAGAACAGCACAAACUCAGGAGGGAGGGAGUGCAGUCGGCACUGAAGCGUCACACCGAGAGCUUUAUGGUGACUCCUGUUUAUGAGGAACAUAGAGAACAGGAACCAAACGAUGGCCAGAUUCUCUUUCACAACUCCCCAAACUGGAGUCUGAUAGGAAGCAAGCAUGUGAGGUCAGGAUCAGCCGCAAACGUGGACGAGAAACAAAGAAGGAAGCGCAGAAGAAAGGGCAAUGAAAGAAACUGUGUAGAAAACUCUCACACAUCCAAGAGUCAGCAUAAAAAAAUCUGCAAAAUGUGAAGUGGGUAAAAAAAAAACCACUUUAUGAAAAAGUCCCAAAUGCUGAAGCUUCCCAGGAUCCGCACACGUGAAGCUGAACACGUGUGACACAUAGUUGUAGGUUGUAAAUUGUCACGCCACACAAGAAGUUGUGUUCAAGCAAGAUUUGCACUAAAUGUCACAGAAAUACAGCAAAUGUGUAUUUCAGGCUGCAAGAAAGCUGCACGAAUACAACACCUGCUGGGAAACAAGGCGAGCUGACAGCGUGAAACAAGCGUUUGGAAGCCCACAGAGAUCACAGUGGGUUUAGCUGCAUGCUGGAAAAGGCUCAGAGUGUCCACAUUAGAACCCACAGGCUGUGCUUUCUCAGGCCUGUGAGAAAUGAUUUAAACGUGAGCUGCCUUACCCCGUCACACCUGUGGGGAAGGAUUUAUCAUUAUAUAAAUAUCUUUGGGGAAAAAUCUGUUUUGAUGUCAGUCACAAGCAUUUCAUAAGUUUCAAAGAGUUUUAUUUGCAAAUAAACUGCUGAACGAGUCGGUGUUUACAGAGGCAACGUGUGCUGGAUCUCAGCUUCUGGGUCAAAUCCUGAUUGUUGCUGAUCCGUUCCUGCUUUAUCACAGCUCCAGGAUCAGUUUGUGAGCUUCUGCUCUUCCACCUGCUUUUUAAGGUUUGACCAAACUGUCACUACGAUGACAAUCUGAACGUUUUCCAGCAUAUCGUUAUACAAGAAAGUGAUAACCAAGUCGCUCGAAGGAGAAUCAAAUGAACAUUUUGGAUCUGUGGCCAGGAAACUCCUGUGAUUUACAUACAUUUGAUUUAUUUGGCAAUAAAAUUCUUUUAAACAUGUGAAAUGUUCCCGAUGGUUCUCGAAUACAUCAUAAAAUCAUGUAAAACAGCAAAUUUGUGCCAGUAAAAAAAAACUUUUGACCAAGUCUGUAAAUGCAGAUUAACAGCGUGCUGUGAGGCCAUCUUUGAGUUUCUUUGAGAUCCUGGAGGAAAAGCUUACACAUUUACACCACGUGUGUAGUUCCUGAUGUCAAUGUUAGAAACAGAUUAGAAACAGAUUGUAAAUAUUCUGUUCUUUUUUUGUUUUGUUUUAAUAAAUGAGGUGAAUUAAAGACAGAAGCUCUAAAUUCUAAAUAAUGAGUUUGCUAUUGAGUAAUCGUGCAUGUCCUUUCAGCUGUUUUUAUUUUAUUAAUCAUGUAAAAAUGCAUUAGUUGUACACAGAUUGAUACGUCUGAUGUUUUGAAGAUGUUUUAUCAUCUUUCCAUUGUUCAGAUUUUUUAAAGUGACACUCGAGUUCUGGAUGUUUUCUUUAAUAAAUGAUUCACAAACCAACAGUCGGCUCUCUGGGAUCCUUCAUCGCACUCGCGAGCGCUUAAGUCAAACAUGGCGUCUCCUGCUGUUUCAUCACUAAGCCCACGUUUAGAGACGUUUUGCUGUGCCCUCCAUGUGAGAAACAGCUCAUCGUUCGUUGGACACUCAGCAGCUUUAUUCUUGUGAAGCUCAGAUUGAAAUGUUGUUUUGACUAAUAGAUAGCAGGGGGCGCCUCCUCACGUGCAAAAGGAAGCAAGAAAAUGAACCUGCUAUUCUCUUGACCUCUGACCUCAGUAAAUAAUUUCCUGAUGAGUUUGUCACUUGGUAGUUUCAGCUUACACACACACAGGUGUUAGGUUCACAGUGGAUUUGUUUCAUAAUACUGUGGCUGAGCUCCAUUUGAGCUGUCAGGGCAUUCGUGUAAAUAGACGUACAUUUACUGUCUGACUGUGUGGAGCUCAUCUUACAUGGUGACACACUGGGUUAGCUGUUAUCUGCCUGUUUGCUCCGCUCUUCUCCUCGUCUGUCUCAGGUGUCCUGUAGGUCUCCUCUCUCCUGCUCUGCUCAUAAAAAGGACGUAACAAUAUCACAUUGAAAUCCAACAAAUCUGUGGUGAUUCCUGGAGGUGCUGGAGUUUCUUCCUUUGGAAAUUUUGCAUCAGAUUUUUAAGAGUCACUUUUCAACCUUCUUCAUUACGUCAUGGUUGAACUUCUUUGAUUGUGAUGUGUUGAGUCUACA
Messenger RNA from Pelmatolapia mariae (spotted tilapia), 2727 nucleotides. RefSeq lists its product as uncharacterized. The record is from RefSeq and is a predicted model, not a curated record. NCBI's taxonomy places the organism in Eukaryota, Metazoa, Chordata, Actinopteri, Cichliformes, Cichlidae. The coding region runs from base 52 to 693 and encodes 213 amino acids. The transcript has 2 exons.